GCAAUGGUGGUCGCCUUAUUCCUCAACUUUAUUGACGUGUCAGUCAUCGAUGCGUGGAGGCUAUACCAAAUCGCUCAAGGCAACAUCAACUGAAAUCUCCUUCAGUUCAGAAGAAAACUGAUCGUGGCUCUUCUCAACACUUAGAAAAAAGAGAUAGAUCAUAAAUGUUCAGUUCUCACAUUUCAUAAACAGAUAGGAAGUCUUUUGAAGAACAACUUUCAAGAAGAAACAUUAGUUCUGGAUAUUUCGUGGUGAAAGAUUUACAAUGUAAAUGUGUCUGUUGCAAAUACUGUAAGAAUCAAACUGUUUGUAGCAGUGUCCAAUGUGAUGUCGGAUAAUAUCUCUAAUGUUUUAAACUGUAUCAUAAGUGAAUUAGAAUAAAAUCACAAUCCGUUCAAGUGCUAAGAAUUAUAUAUUGUGUUUUGCCAAAAUUCGAAUAUCGCAACAUUUAUCGUUCGUUAAAUUCUUCAAAUUGAAAAUCCAUUCGAACUAAAGUUAUUAGAAUUAGAUUCCAUUUUUCUCCGGAAGCGAUUUCAGUUAAAUAAGUUUUUAAUUAAACAUGAUUCGAAACUGGUUAAUAUGGUUUGUGGGAUUGUAUUGCGUGAACAAAGAAUUAUUCAUUUCUACAAAAGGUGAGGUUAUCCAGACUAACGACAAAUUAGAAACUACUUAUAACCGUUCUGAUGAAAAUCUGGAUGUCGUGAAAUACAGUGGAUUCAAUGUAAAACAAGAAGACAAAAUUGUAGCAGAAGUAAAUUCUCUUAAGGGACGACUUCAUAUUCAAAUUGUAUCAAAUAAAGUGAAAGUGGAAUGGAGUGACAAAUUAGCAAAACUCGCUAAGGAUUGGGGCGAUCAAUGUAAAAGGGAAUUUGGUCCUCCUGGUUGUGAGAAAAAAUUCAGUCAAAAUAGAGGUUCAAUCAACAAAUCCUUUGAUGAAAUACACCUAAUAAACGAAUGGGCUAGGGCUAAUUACACCUAUGAAACCAAUACUUGUAAUGGUAUUUGUGAUUCAUACAAAAAUAUUAUGUGGGCCGAAAGUUACGCAAUUGGUUGUUCAAAAUCGAGUUGCGAAAAUCUCGGUUCGGGCCAUUUCAUGAUAUGCAACAUUUAUCCUCCUAUUGAUGUGAAUAAGAGACCAUACUUAAUAGGGUACGCAUGUGGCGAUUGUCCAACUGGUUAUCCUUGUAAAGAGGGAUUUUGUGAUAAAGAAGACAAAAGUGUACCUAAAGAAAUAAUUAAUUGUAUCCACGCUAAAGGAUAUGACGAAAUGAAUGUUGCAACUGAAUCCGGAAAUGGACUUAUUGCUGAAAAAGCUACAUUACUUUUAAUGGGAUUGUUAUACCCAUUAUUAAUUGAUUAAAUUACUUUCAAUUACAUUAUUUCAACGAUUGUAAUUUGAAUUAUAUGUAAUGCAAAAUUCUUUUAAUAUAGAAAAUAUAUUGAUUGAAG
Messenger RNA from Centruroides sculpturatus (bark scorpion), 1449 nucleotides. RefSeq names its product GLIPR1-like protein 1. Bases 560 to 1360 code for a protein of 266 amino acids. The record is from RefSeq and is a predicted model, not a curated record. Lineage: Eukaryota; Metazoa; Arthropoda; Arachnida; Scorpiones; Buthidae. The transcript has 7 exons.